AUGUACGUCCAAAGACCACUUUCCGCCACGCAUUUUCCCAUGUUAGAGAAACGAGGCGAUGAGAAACUCGGAAAACCGAUCAUCGUACUGUUAUCAGUAGCUCUUGGUGUGAUAUUUAUCUUUGUUGUCUGUCUGCUUUUGAUGAUCUAUGUGAACCGCGGCAAUACUCGCCGGGACCCAAAAAGCAAAGGCGCUUCCCGUGAAAGGCUGAGGAAACUGGAUGCCGUGUCGCCGAUAUGCCGACUCGAUCAGUGGUGGCCUAAUGUGAAGGGUUCCUUGGGUCUGCCGGAAGCAGCCGAUAAUCAGUUCAUAUGCGUGGUGUGUCUGGAGCCGGUUCUAAACUCCCAGGAAAUCCAUCAACUCAAGUGCAUGCAUGUCUUUCACAAAGAGUGUCUGGAGAAAUGGUAUCUUGGGGAUCAUUUCAACUGUCCACUCUGCCACCGCGCCUAUUUCCACGAAGCGCGCCGUCCAAUGAGUGACGACUUCGUAUGGAUGGUGUGA
Messenger RNA from Paecilomyces variotii, 501 nucleotides. RefSeq names its product RING finger domain protein. Gene Ontology annotation, biological process: protein ubiquitination. NCBI's taxonomy places the organism in Eukaryota, Fungi, Ascomycota, Eurotiomycetes, Eurotiales, Thermoascaceae. Gene Ontology annotation, molecular function: ubiquitin protein ligase activity. The coding region runs from base 1 to 501 and encodes 166 amino acids. The transcript is spliced from 3 exons. The record is from RefSeq and is a predicted model, not a curated record.